Molecule: messenger RNA, 1005 nt
Organism: Ostertagia ostertagi
Lineage: Eukaryota; Metazoa; Nematoda; Chromadorea; Rhabditida; Trichostrongylidae
Source: the annotation of a GenBank genome assembly
AUGAAGAAAUUGGAUGUUGUCGAGAGUGCUGCAGACAGCAAGCAAUCGACACCGUUGAAAAGACUACCAAAAAAGGAAGCAGCUGUUCACUCAGAUUUUUCCGACUGGGAUGAAUCACCUAUCAAGAACGCACCAGCCUGUCCUCAAGGUUCCCUAGUGCACCAUGUUGCUGAAAAAGAAAAUUCGGAUUUGAACGACUCCUUUGAUGAUCCCGUCAUACUUAGUACUCCGUCACAGUUUGUAAAUAAAAACGAGGAAUGGCUGGUGGAUCUUUGUGGCGUAACGGAUAAGGCCAACAGUCAAAAGUUUAUUAAGGAUCACUGGGCUGAGACAAACGUUGAACCAAACACUCGAAUCAGGCUGAUUGGUGCGAAACCUUGGGGAGAUUCCGAUUGGCUGGUUUCAAACGAGCACGGCGUUAUGAUUGUUGCUCCAGACACACUUGUGCCCUGCACAAGCAUAGCUGGGGCUACAUGGUGUCCACGUAAGGUCAUCCUUAACGAACGCUUUCGCGGUCCUACUGAAGCUAACAAAGCUAUGCUUAUAGGCAAUAUUGUCCACGAAAUGUUCCAGGCAGUCUUCGUGGUCCAUCUCGCACUGUCUACUCAGGGAUUGGCUGCUUCAAUAAGGGCGAGAAAACACCCGCAGCGAAGUCCUUGCACAGUUGGUACACGAUAUCGAAGAAAAUAUUGGGCUACCACAAUUAGGUCUCAAGGCAAAAUAGACGCCACUCUAGAGGUUAAAUGUGGUGUAAGAAGACGAAAGCAAUCACUUGAGCUCAAAACUGGCAAAAGUGGACAUUCUUCGGAACAUGCCGCACAGGCUGAUGCUUUAUCGCGGAUUGUUUCGUCGACAGUACAAGCAGCCAUUGCUGAGUCCUUGGUAUAUCUAAAGGAUGGGAUCACUCGUACCGUAAAACCACGGGCCAUGGAAAUGAAGGGUAUAAUUGCUCAGCGGAAUCGCUUGGCAGCAUACCUUUCAAAGUUGAAGCCGGAUUUCCUACCA